Molecule: messenger RNA, 679 nt
Organism: Lotus japonicus
Lineage: Eukaryota; Viridiplantae; Streptophyta; Magnoliopsida; Fabales; Fabaceae
Product: putative cell wall protein
Exons: 1
Coding region: 66-449 (127 amino acids)
Source: RefSeq, a predicted model, not a curated record
AAAAGUUGUUGAAUACCAGAAUACACAUCACUGAUAACCUCUUUGCACUUGUUAUCUGAGAGAGAAUGGCUCACAGAGUUUCCCUUUUACUCUCACUCCUUCUCAUCUCCAAUAUCCUCCUUGUCGCAGUUGCUGGACGAAGCAACAUUGCCAUGAACUCUAACACCCAGGACAAGAAAGAGCCUGAGUUCUUGUUCAAGCAUGAUGGCAGAGUGUACAUUCCAGGCGUUGGACCAGUAGGAUUUCCACCAAAGCAUGGGCUUAUACCCCAGAAUCCAUUUACUGGUGGCGCUGGAAGAGCUGGAACAGGAGCUGGAGCCGGAUCAGGAUCGGGUCGACCAGGACGCAGUUAUGUUCCCGGUGGUGAUGACACCUUUGUUCCUAACCCUGGCUAUGAGGUUCCCAUUCCUGGAGGUGGUGGCAGUGUUCCAGCACCAAUUCGUCCAUGAUUUUACUCAUGCAUGGUUGUAAUAACUAGACCGAGUUUGUGAGCCUGUUAUGCUUAGAUGGUGUUUUGGUUUUCUGCUAGCGAGCCAUAAAUAAGUGUGCUAGAUGUAGCAUACUGCAAUCUUACUUUGGUAUGUAUCGUGUGUGCACUACGAACUGCUCAGUCUUCCUCUGCUCUUUCCAUGUAGCCUUGUUUGAAGAUGAAUGAAGUAAUUCCUCUUAGCUCUUUCAA